This is a messenger RNA of Exophiala mesophila, 2063 nucleotides long. RefSeq lists its product as uncharacterized. The coding region runs from base 627 to 1985 and encodes 452 amino acids. Lineage: Eukaryota; Fungi; Ascomycota; Eurotiomycetes; Chaetothyriales; Herpotrichiellaceae. Gene Ontology annotation, molecular function: NAD binding; oxidoreductase activity, acting on the CH-OH group of donors, NAD or NADP as acceptor. The record is from RefSeq and is a predicted model, not a curated record. The transcript has a single exon.
GGCAGGUACGGUACCAGGGCACGUAGGUUACUAACCUCGGCCAGCCAAGUCUUGUCACCAAAAGGGCGUCGACGACUCCAAAUCCAACUCCACCAUCACCUCUUCUCCUCACCUCACCACCUCACUUCUCCUACCAACUUGAAGUACUCCGUAGUAGGUCGCCAUAUCAUAUCAUGUCAGCAAGGCGGGCCCGAGGGGCCCAUCCAUCCCCUCCCCAACCCACACAAAUUCUUUUUCGGUAAUCUUUACAAACACAUAUAGAUAGGUAGUAAAUAUAACCUAUCAGUCAGUCCAAUAAUAAGAUAACCGAUUCUGACUCCGCUUAUCAACGGAUUAUUUUUCAUGUCUUUCUGACUUGACUUGAUUUGACUUUAUAUUCUCUACAUAUACUGUCUACGUGUGUUUUGAUUGCCGCCGACCCUGCCUGCCUGUAGCGUCUCAACAUACAUCUAGAUUAUUGUUCUGAGAUUCUCGACUUUGAUGCUGAUCUUGACUGGAUUACUCAGACUGGCUGAAAAGAACAUAUCUGGGCUCAAGAACGGACAACAAGUUCGAAAUUUCAAAGGAUCAAUCUAGGGUUGCUGGCAUUACAACAACCACAACUGGAAAUUGACCCAAGCAAUUUCAUGAAAAGUGCGUCGACAGCAAAAACCAUCCUUUCAUCGACUCUACCAAGAAUACAGACUGGAGUAUUGAACUCCCAUUCUAUAUUGAGUUCUACUUCAAGCUCAAGACCACCCCGUCACUUUCAAAUCCACUCGGAUGCAAUCUCCAGGACCUUGAACAGAACAUACUAUUCAGCCUCCACCUCUCCAUCAACACCAGCACGACCAUCCAGGACCACUCCUCUCACCCCCCUUCACCAUUACCAUCACUCAUCAUCCUCCACCUCAACCAUGUCCACAUCUACAUCCAUCCCCCCGUUCCCCACCGGGCCUCCACCUCUUCCCCCCGGCAAGGAUAAACACCACAUCGUCGUCCUUGAAGGAAUCCACGCCCCAACACCCACCUUCUCCUUCCCGCACACCAUCACCAUCCACCAGAAUUCCACCCCCUCUCAAAUCGCCUCUCGUAUUCGCGACGCCACCAUCGCCAUCUCCUGCGUCGUCCCCAUCACCCCCUCGGACAUGGACCAAGCCCCUCACUUGGGCGUCCUCGCCGUCAUGGCCGUCGGCAUAUCCUGGGUCGACAAAGCCGACUGUGCCCGUCGGGGCGUCACCGUCACAAAAUGUCCUGCUGGAAACGUCGACGCCGUAGGCGAACACUUCCUCACCUUGUAUUUUGCGGCGCGGAAACGCGUCGUUCAAGUCCAUAACACCUUGGCAACGACGUCUGAUUGGCCACAGAAGGGGACGUUGACGAAAUUAUGGCCGAAUGGCCCGCCGAGAGGGGCUGGGCAGGAGAAAUUAGGGAUUUUGGGGUAUGGAACGCUGGGCACGAGGGUGGAGAAGUUGGCGAGGGCAGUCGGGUUUGCUGAGGUGGUUGUGGCGGAGAGGAAGGGGGCUAAGGAGGUGAGGACGGGGAGGGUUUCGUUUGAAGAGGUGCUGGCGACGUGUACGGUCAUUGUCUUGACGUUGCCAAAGGAGGACGAUACGGUGGAUUUGAUCAGUGAGAAGGAAUUGAAGACGAUGCAGCAGGAUGCGUUGAUCAUUAAUAUCGCGAGAGGAGGGAUUGUGAAUGAAGUGGCGUUGGCCAAGGCAUUGAGAGAAGGUUGGAUUGCCGGUGCGGCUGUUGAUGUUCUUGAGACGGAACCUGCGGGUGUGGGUACCAGUCCUCUACUGCCGGAUAUGUCGAAACCAGAGGCCGUGGCAGUGCCAAAUCUGACGGUGUCGAGUCAUAUUGCUUGGUUUACGCAGAGUACGAUUGUCAGGUAUCAGGAGUUGUUGAAGCAGGGGAUUGAAGGUUGGGUAAAUGGGACGCUGAGGGAGGCCGAGGAUAAGGUCGAUAAGACGGUGGUGGUUCAUCAGGGUAGGAUUUGGAGUUGAGUGAAAGGAAGAGGAAGAGGAAGAUAGAGAUAGAGGUAGAGAUGAAGAAUGAAACAUCAAUGCAUUGCUAGAUCAAUG